Molecule: messenger RNA, 1050 nt
Organism: Adineta steineri
Lineage: Eukaryota; Metazoa; Rotifera; Eurotatoria; Adinetida; Adinetidae
Source: the annotation of a GenBank genome assembly
AUGUCGUCAAAUACUCCGACUGUUGCCAUAAAUGAAAUAGAAAAAGAUGAUCCAUAUGCACUUGGAAUUGAUAAUGAAAAUCGAUGUUAUAAUGUAUUUGAUCUUAAUAUAAAAUGUUCAACGGAUGCAUUAAAAACAUUUCAUCGAUGUUCGGAUGCUAUUCUUGAACGUGAUCCUGAAUUAUAUAAUAUUUGGAUUGAUGAUCAUCGAUUUUAUUCACAUGCUAUUGUUGAAGUUAUUGAAAAUGAAUUAAGUUCAUUACAUCAUAAAUGUCUAUUUAGUAAUCUUAAACCAUUACAAGGUUUUCGAUGGCUUGAAGGUUUAUUACUUGUUAUUGGAAGUUAUUUUAAAUAUUUAAAUGAAUUAAAUGAUAGUGAUCGUUUAGAUGCUUUAUUAAAUUUAUUCUAUGCUGCUUGGAUUACAUUUUUUAUACAUAAUCGUUACGCUAUUUUAAAUCUUAGUUGUCCAUUACCACCACCAGAUGCGAAUAAUAAUAAUAAUGAAUGUAUCAUAGUGGAUAAUCAAGAGAAAAAAGUACCUAAUGUCAGUAAUGUACAAAAAACAGAAGAACAAAUAGCGCGUCAUCUUGAUAAACAUUUACCAAAUUUUGAUCGAAUACUUUAUGAAGUUAUUGAACUUGGCCAUCAACUAUCAUCGAAACGUUUACCAAAUCUUGAAAAAUUUGAAGAAUUUUAUCAAUUAUGGAAAAAUCCUUCAGCUUAUAAAAGAAAAUCAUCGGGAGAUUUUAGCUUAAUUAUUGAACGUAUAACAGGUGAUAUAGAUGUAACAUUGAAUUCAGAAGAAAUAAAUUAUUCUCCAACAAAAUCAAUAAAUUGGAAAAUGGUUUUUUAUGAUGAAUUUAUUCGUUAUGCAGAUCGAUUUUAUGUAACAAAAAAAAUAUCUUCUAGUAAACGACGUACAAUAGGUGGUGAACGAUUUUCUAUAAAUAAAUGGUCAUCGAACAAAAUAAACUAUUUUCAAACUAAAAAUAUAUUUAAAAGAAGUUCUAAUAGCGACUAUGAAAAACAAAUCGAACAAUUAUAUCAAUAA